Messenger RNA from Solenopsis invicta (red fire ant), 2784 nucleotides. RefSeq names its product putative nuclease HARBI1. NCBI's taxonomy places the organism in Eukaryota, Metazoa, Arthropoda, Insecta, Hymenoptera, Formicidae. The transcript is spliced from 2 exons. Bases 1488 to 2168 code for a protein of 226 amino acids. The record is from RefSeq and is a predicted model, not a curated record.
ACGCGAGGAAAAGCAUCUACUACGAUGUUCUCGGCGCCUGCGAUGUGGCGAAUGUCAGUCGUGAACUCUGAGAUGAAAAGCAGCUGGCGAGUUUGCCUGCGAGACAUUUGAUCGGAUUUCCUCUUAAAUGCGAAUACGAGGGGCUUGUGGUCUGUUACGAUGUAAAAAUUUUGUCUUUCGAGCAUGAAACGAAAGUGCUUGAUAGCCAACAGCUCUCUAUCAUACGCACUAUACCUAGUUUGCGUGGGUGUGAGUUUCCUCGAGACUCGUGUCGAGGAAACUAAGUGUGAAGAAACUAAGUGUAAAAUUCUGUUGCUGCGCUGUUGCAAUACUGCACCGAUCGCUGUAUCUGAGGCGUCCGUCUGCAACGAGAGUGUUGCCUUACUAUCAGGGAAUGCAAGUGAGGUGGCUUGAGCAAGGUGUUUUUUAACUUCCUGAAAAGCUUGUCUGAGGGUCCGGGGUCCACACUAUUUUUGCGUUAUUGCAACGUUUACGUCCGGAGAUUUCCUUGAGCAAUGGCGCCUGCAUGGUUGCAACGUCUUUGAGAAAUCGGUUGUAAAAGUUGAGCAUGCCCAAGAAGCGUCGAAGUCCUUUAACCGUUGCUGGUUCUUGGAAAUCGGUGAUGGCUUGGACCUUUUCAGGUAGGGGUCUAAUGCCUUCCGUGCUGAUUGUGUGUCCCAGGAACCUGACACUUUUUUGACCAAAAACACAUUUAUUGGGGUUGAUUGCGAUUCCGUACUGUUGAAGUCUGCCGAGGAGUACUCUCAGGUGCUCUUUGUGUUGUACUUCAUUCUAUGAAGUGAUCAAGAUAUCAUCAAUAUACGUAAAGCAGAAAUCAAGUUCCGCGGUUACCCGAUCCAUGAAUCUUUGAAAGAACUGCGCCGCGUUACGCAGCCCAAAAGUCAUAAACGGAAAUUCAAACAGUCCAAAUGGUGUAAUAAUUGCGGUCUUUGGAAUAUCCGAUUCGCGGACUAGUAUUUGUUGGAAUGCGCGCACCAAGUCUAGGGUGGAGAAUAUAGUCUUGUCAUGCAGAAAAUGCGUGCUGUCUUGCAAAAAAGGAAUUGAGUAACGAUCUGGCAAGGUUACCUCAUUGAGUUUGCGGUAGUCCCCGCACGGGCGCCAGUUACCCUAGGUAAGUUGCAAGUAGUAAAUAUUUAAUAUUGCUCAUAAGGACAAAACGUGGUUUUACAAUAGGUUGAAAUAAAUGAGUGAGAGGAUAUUAAAUGUAAUUAAUUUAUAUAUGUGCAUUAAUAAAAAGCAAAACAUUUCGACAAUGUCUUCUUCAGUCGCAGAGCAAAAUUAACAAUAAUCAAAGGCAAUAAUCAUAUACGUAUGUCAGAGUUCUGUGUAUAAUUGAUUUGUUUCCUUUUUCAGAAUUAAUUGAAUCCUCCUACUUGUUUAUUUCGGCCUAUUGUAAAACGACACGUUUUGUAUUAUAUUUAAUAUUGCAUUAUUAUUAUACAAGAAUUUAAUUUCUUUGUUACAGAAUGUUUCCCGAAACAUAUGAAAUUAUUUUACAUUUGAUUGAACCAGCUUUAUGUCGAACCAAUGCAAUGAGAAGAAAGCAAAUACAUCCAGGAAAACAAUUGUUGAUAGCAUUAUGGUUUUUGGCUACUCCAAAUUUUUACAGAUCAAUACAUGUACAAUUUGGUGUUGGAAAAGCCACAGCAUUCAGAGCAGUAAGACGCAUAACUUAUGCUUUACAUUGUCUUGCACCAAGAUUUAUUCGAUGGCCAAGAGAUGAAGCAUUAAAUCGCACCAUUGAAGAAUUUUCAAAAGCAAGAGGUUUUCCUAGUGUAAUUGGCACUCUUGACGGAUCUUAUAUCAAAAUUAGAGUUUCAACAAAAGAUGCUGCUUCAUACAUAUGCAGGAAACAGUUUCAUGCGAUUCACUUGCAAGCUGUAUGCGAUGCAAAAUGCAUAUUCAGCCAUUGUUAUGCAGGACAUGUUGUUUCAGUACAUGAUGCAAGAAUGUUUAGAAAUUCUGCACUGGCUCAUUACAUUGAGGUACCAAACGAGUAUUUUCCUUUGGACACUCACAUUGUAGCAGAUGCUGCAUAUUCAAUUCAUUCGCAUGUAAUGGUUCCAUUUAGGGAUAAUGGCCAUCUUACAGCACGUAAAAAAAAUUUUAAUUAUACUUUGUCUUCAACUAGGAUGGCUAUAGAAUGAGCUUUUGGAUUAUUAAAAGUACGAUUUCGUAUUUUAUUGGAUUGUCUAUCUCUGACUGAUAUAAAAAAGAUACCACAGGUCAUACUAGCUUGUUGCGUUCUUCAUAAUUUCUGUAUGCUACGAAAUGAUGAAUUUCCAAUUGUGGUAUAUCCAAAUGAAGAAAAUGCUGUACCUGAUGUAAUAGGAGCUGGAGCAGAAUCAGGCAAUAUUAAAAGGAAUAGAAUUAUGAAUGAAUUAAGAAUGUGGGCUAGAAAUGAACAUGCUUUAUAAUUUCAUAUUAGUUAUAAUGUUAGGAACAGCAAUCAUAAUUGUCUUAUAGAUAACUAUACUAGAUAGCUAUACUUUAGAUAUACUAUAGAUUAUAAAUUUAUACUACUCAGAAAGUAGAAUGACAACAUAAACGCGAAGUUAUUUGAUAUCUUUUCCUAACAUAAAAAGCAAUGCUAUUUAUCAUUACCAUCAUUAAAUAAAUUAAUUGCUCAACUUUUAUGAAUGUCUAUAAAAAAAUGUACAAUUUAUCCCAGGCAGACUAUAACUGCCCAAUUUUUUACAAAUUUGUGCAUUAUAACAAUACUGUAUAUCUACUAAUAAUAUAAAACUGUCGAAUAUAUAUAUA